This is a messenger RNA of Acanthoscelides obtectus, 2835 nucleotides long. The record is from the annotation of a GenBank genome assembly. NCBI's taxonomy places the organism in Eukaryota, Metazoa, Arthropoda, Insecta, Coleoptera, Chrysomelidae.
AAUAUGAGUAUCCUCAUAUUUAGGGUAUCAACUGUCUAGUCCAAACAAUCAAUAUCCAGAUCUACCUUGUGAUACUCUGUACCUAGUACUAAUCACUUACCUAAUUUCAUCGUGGAAACUUAUCAUAUUUAACUCUUGAUAUUUUAAUUUCUUUCUUGCAGAAUUUUAUAAUCCUCAAUAAUACCAAGUUAAGAUGUCAAGUUCAGAUAAUGAGAAAGAGCAAAAGCCAUCAUCAAUUCCAUCGAAAUCUUCGAUGGAGAUUCUGUCAGAAUUAUUUAGCACAUUUCAUGCAGAGCCGCCUUUGAUAAUAAAAAGAGAAAAGUCUGAGGAAUCAGGGAAGAAACACAAAAAGAAGAAAAAACAUAAGCAUAAAGAUAGGAAACAUAAGAAGAAAGAUAAAAAGAAAAGGAGAUCAGGUAGUUCCUCUAGUGGUGGCAAUUCUGAGGUAGACCUGGCUAAAAUACUGAUUAGGCAAACCAAAGCUGAACAAAAGAUUAAAAUCGAAGGCACCAGUGUUGAAUUGGAUUUGAAUAAUAUUAAACAGGAAGUCAAAAAAGAAGAUGACAUAGGUUCAAGGAAAAUUAAAGCAGAAUAUGUAAAAGUAAAGAAAGAAAAUACUGAUGCUGAGGCUGAAAAUAAAAAUCAAACUAGCAUAGAUGACGAAAAUAAUGCUGCAGAUAAUAGGAAUGGAAAGAAUAAAAUUGUCAUCAAGGACCUCAAGUCAUCUUCUGUAAGUGAAGUCCUGAAAGAAAAAGAGAGAGAACAUUCAGAAGGAGAAAUUGUUGAUUCUGAUGAUGAUAGAAAGAAAAAACGCAAGAGCAAACAUAAACACAAGUCUGACAGAGAUUCAAGAAAACGUAGCAGGAGUAGGAGCAAGGAAAGGAGUGAUAAAAGGGCAAAAACCAAAAGUUACAGUAGCAGAGAUAAGGAUAGGCAAAAUGAUAGACACUAUUCUCAUAAUGAUUUUUACAAGGGGCAUUCGAGUCGAAGUAAAGAUGAUGAAAGAAAUAGAGAAAGAGAUAGACAUAGAGAUAAGUCAAGAGAUAGGUAUAAGGAUGAGUAUGAUAAGGAAGUGGAAGAGUACAAAAGGAGUAGAAAUAGAGAAUUAGUAAAGGAUGAUGGGUUUUAUAAGGGUAGAGAUACGAGUGAUAGAGAUAGUAAAUGGACAUCUUCUAGAGAUAGAUAUAGGGAAAGAGAACAUGAAAGAGAUCGCAAGAGAAGGUCCACCUCUAAAGAUAGAGAAAGUUCGUCUAAAAUUGAUAAGAAAAAACUUCUAGAAAUAGCUAGAAGAAAUGCCAUAAACAUGAUGAAAUCAGGUAAUCUACCAGCAGCUCUAUCUUUAGGCCCACAGGCUCAAGAGAAAGUGAUAGCAGCCAUCAAGUCUGGAGGCAAAACUAUAGAAGAGUUGACUGAUUUCUGCAAGACUUUAUCCAAGAAAGAGGAGCUUGGUGAAUUGUCCAGUCUUUCUGAGAAAGAUGAUAGUGAUAGUGAUACUGAUAAGCCGUUCCAUCAUCCAUUCCAAAUUAAAGAUAGACCAACUUCAAUCACAAUGAACAUUAAGAAUUCCGUGCCAUUGCCCGUAAAAUCCCUCGUAGAGCGCACCAGCGAGCUGCGCAUGCAAUUCCCCGUGAGCAGCGGCCAGCAGCACCGCAAAGGGGAGGAGUGGCUGCCCGUGUCCCCGGCCACAGCGAACAAGGCGGAAGACAAGCAAGCUCCGCCCCGUCCAACUACCUCUGUUCCAUUGGCUGACGUACCGCUACCGCCACUUCCGAUCGAAGCUCCGCCCGCUGCGCCCCUGUUGCCUGCUGUUGUACCGCCCGUUGCGAAGGCGGUGGCGGCUGUGGUAGCGCCUGCGAUUGUGCCGCCUGCUGCCGUUGCGCCACCUGUGGCAGCGCCGGCAAGUGUUGUGGCGCUUCCUGGGCCGCAAGUAUUUCCAUUGACAGUUGCUGGACAGCAACAAGUUGAUAUUAGCUCUAUAGUGUCACAGAGGCUAACAGCAAUGAGAAAAUUGCAAGAAAACCCGCAUGAUGUCCAAGCUCUGACCCAAAUGCACAAAAUUAACAGAGAGAUGCAGUCUUGGGCUUCUAGUAAACAACAGUUUGGCCAAUUUACCGGCACAACAGGAGCAAAUAUCCUGUCACAAGCAGAGCUAUCGUCUGGAUUUCAAGCCUGGGCCAAAAAGGUAUUAGUGGCCGGAUAUAUUACUGUUUCCUUUUUUGCAGGCCGUUAUAGCGUUAUAUCAGGGUGCACCGAACGGACACGUUGCCAUGGUCAUAGAAGUUAAUUGGACCAACUGCAAACUGCGGCUCCCGUGACAGGCGGAAUGGGCAUGCACCUCCUCCAGAAGAUGGGCUGGAAACCCGGCGAGGGCUUAGGCAAAGAGAAGACCGGCACUCUGGAACCACUGUUACUCGACGUAAAGUUGGACAAACGUGGUCUGGUCAGCAGCGACGAGCAGCCCCAGAAGAAGAAGCAGAAGCUGAAGGGCCAGCCUGCUAUCAAGACCCUACAGGGCAAGCAUCCGGUAUCGCUGUUAGGGGAGUAUGCGUCCAAGAGGAAGCUGGGCGCGCCCGAGUAUGUACUGGACUUCGAGUGUGGGCCAGAUCACAAGAAAAACUUCCUUUUCAAGGUGGUUUUGAAUGGUAUUGAAUAUAAACCAAAUGUAGCAAGUCAAAAUAAGAAAGAGGCUAAAGCAGCAGCUGCGACGCUUUGUCUGCAGCAAAUAGGCUUACUUCCUGUGGAGCCAUCAACAUGAAAUGUUUUCAUACAGUUUAAGGUGUUUUUGGAUAUCAUGUUCCUUGAUUUUUGUGCAAAUAAAUGUUAAUUUUAUAUUAA